UACUGCAUGUCUGAUUCCAACACAACCGACUUCACAAACCCCUCCACCUUCAUCCUGCUGGGUAUUCCUGGGCUGGAGGCAGCGUAUGUCUGGAUCUCCAUCCCUUUCUGCACCAUGUACACCAUAGCCAUCUUGGGGAACUUCACCAUCCUGUUCAUUGUGAAGAUGGAGCCAACCCUCCAUGGGCUCAUGUACUAUUUCCUCUGCAUGCUGGCCGUCUUUUGGUUCAAUUCCAGGGAAACUGAUUUCAGUGCCUGCCUCACCCAGAUGUACUUCAUUCACUGCUUCUUAGCGAUGGAGUCUGGCAUAUUUGUGGCCAUGGCUUUUGAUCAUUAUGUGGCCAUCUGUGAUCCUCUGAGACAUUCCACCACCCUGACUAACCCUUUGGUGGCCAAGAUCAGCCUUGCCGUGGUGCUGCGUGGCGGCAUGUUCAUACUGCCCUAUCCUUUCCUGGCAAGGCAGUGGCCAUAUUGCAGAACCAACAUCAUCCACCACUCAUACUGUGAACACAUGGCUGUGUUGAAGCUGGCCUGUGCUGACAUCCGUGUCAGUAGUUACUACGGCCUCUUUCUGGUCUUCUUGGUCAUUGGUCUGGAUGUGUUUUGUAUUGCCUUGUCCUAUACCGAGAUCCUCAGGGCCAUCUUCAGACUCCCCACAAAGGAAGCCCGGCUCAAGACUUUUGGGACCUGCAUCUCCCACCUCUGUGUUAUCUUAACCUUUUAUAUCCCAGCUCUCUUCUCCUUCCUCACACACCGGUUUGGCCACAAUGUGCCCCUGCAUUUCCACAUUCUCGUUGCCAACAUAUACCAUCUGGUGCCCCCCAUGCUAAACCCAGUCAUCUACGGUGUAAGGACCAGACAGAUCCGGGACAGGCUCCUCCGGCUUUGUGGAACUUGUUACUCAUAA
This is a messenger RNA of Terrapene triunguis (Three-toed box turtle), 906 nucleotides long. Its product is annotated as putative olfactory receptor 52P1. The transcript is spliced from 2 exons. Gene Ontology annotation, molecular function: olfactory receptor activity. Gene Ontology annotation, biological process: G protein-coupled receptor signaling pathway. The coding region runs from base 7 to 906 and encodes 299 amino acids. The record is from RefSeq and is a predicted model, not a curated record. Gene Ontology annotation, cellular component: membrane. Lineage: Eukaryota; Metazoa; Chordata; Testudines; Emydidae.